GUCUAACUAUGCUGUCUUGUUGUAGGAACUGAUAGUACAAACCUCACACAACCCACCCCACCUUCUUCCUCAGACCCCUCCCUGCAGACUAGCGAUGCCAUACCACUGUCCAGUCUCCCGAACUAUCCCCCAGUUAUCAGUGACGACUUCAAAAGUUUAUUGAAUUAUAAUGACAGCUUACAACGGAACGUGUCUUCUCCCCUGUUGCUGAAUACAAUCCGUAUUGGUGCCUGUUGCCCCGCCCCUGCCGCCGUACCCACGGGAUCUAUGGGUACAACCCCUGGGCUCUCGCCCUCUACGUCUAAUGUUCAUUCGCCCCAAGUCAAUGAGCCAUCCACACCAUCGGGUACUGUGAACUCUCCCCAACAAGCAGUACAUUCCCCAGGGUCGAUGAGUAGUUGGCCAAGGCAACGACGGACAACACUGGAUGCGAUAAACUUAAAUACGACAAUAUUUCAGUUGUUACGGUCGUGUAAAUUUGCGAAAAAGGGCACGCCACUUGUGCCACUUAGCGAGACGGAGAUCCAAGAAAUCCUUGAGGUGGAGCCGCUAUUUUUCACACAGGAUCCUGUUGCUGUGCUAGAACCUAUCUUGGAAAAGUGGGAAAUUAAUCUGUCGCAUAAUCUGCACGGACUUGGACUUCCCCUUGUAUGGAAAGGUAUACAGGGAGCGGUGAACUACCUCCGAGUGCUUGAUAGCCAAGAAAAGACGAAGACUCUUCAACCUAUCACUGAACGCUUUGCACUAAUCUUCUUUAGCCUCAACUACUAUGAGCUCUGUAAACACCCGGACAAAUAUUGCCCCGGCUUCAAGCCGAACGUGAGCUCUGUUCUUAAUUGUAUACUCGCUGCCUACCCAGACGAUCCCCGUCUACCAAACAGCUUGCAAAGCCGCCGCAAUAAGAUUUCCGGUUUUUAUGCCAGACGUGGAAAUUGGUGGUGGAUGGUUGGAGCGACACUGGGAGUUGGCCUCUGGCUUGUUCCAGACGAUCUGAUACGUACCAUUAAGGGAUUUAAAAUUGACCAAAUCCAUGCUCUCGCUACAUUAUCUUUGAAUACGCGGCCAGGAAGCGUUCGCAUGCUCCAUUCGCUGGAGCCUGUGGUAAAAUACAUCUUGCUUGGAGAGAUCAAGAGCAAUCUUUGGCAGGCAAUUUUGGAUGGUAGCCUUCUCGAAAGAGAUGAAUUAAUAUGUGCCUACGACGAAGAUCAGAAGGCCCUGGCGUCCCAGCGAAUUGAAUUUCCCUGGAGGGUUGAGGAUACCAUAUCCUCUGCGGGCAAGAAAAUGACAGAGUUUCUGGCUUUCCUACACACGCACUAAUUUCUGAAUGGAAAGGAUUUUGCAACACCAUUUUCAUCCAGUUGUGCAUUUCUUAGCAUGGUGGCUUUUCUUUCAAAUUUUUUGGUGCUAUUUUGAAACCGGUUAUAUUGAUUGGGUGAUAACACUGGCUUUCUGAGACAAAUUGCGUCGCCCCUUUUAGGGAUGAAUGUUCCUAUGAACACUUGGGCUUCAUCUUUGUUGCUCAUCAGCUCUAUGGUGCCA
Messenger RNA from Aspergillus alliaceus, 1539 nucleotides. RefSeq lists its product as uncharacterized. The record is from RefSeq and is a predicted model, not a curated record. NCBI's taxonomy places the organism in Eukaryota, Fungi, Ascomycota, Eurotiomycetes, Eurotiales, Aspergillaceae. Bases 268 to 1317 code for a protein of 349 amino acids. The transcript is spliced from 3 exons.